UUCUCCAGACGGAUUGACCAAUAGGAUGAGAGGAGGUCUAUUUGAACGGAGCAAAGCGGGCUAGCAAACAUUCGAGAGGGAAACAAAGAGGGUGAACGUGUUUCUACUGUUGGACAAGAAAACCUGGAUUAAUUGACUUUUUUCUCAUCAGUAUACUUUGGCAGUCAUAUAAGCAGGUCUCCGUCAUCAUGUCUAACAAACAGAUUUACUACUCUGAUAAAUAUGACGAUGAAAAGUACGAGUACAGGCAUGUAAUGCUACCCAAAGACAUUGCAAAGCGGGUACCCAGGACUCAUUUGAUGUCAGAGACCGAGUGGAGGAACCUGGGGGUCCAGCAGAGCCAAGGAUGGGUUCAUUACAUGAUUCACCAGCCAGAGCCGCACAUCUUGCUGUUCCGGCGCCCUCUGACCUGCCAAAAGGCAUAAGGGAGAGAAUCUCCGGGUCCUUUUUUGAAGAUCGAGUCCUACCUGCCACAGAUCAACUCAUCAAACUAGGGAUCAUGCUGUCAGAUUAACAAACUCUGGUGUGGUAGGUGACUUGGGCUGAUCAUGUCGGACCUGGAGAAGGACUAUCACAUGUAUGAACAGUGGUUAUGGAAUGAAGUAUUCGUUGAAGAAAAAAAAAAAUCAUCACCCUUCUCUUAGGGAAAAGACUUCUUCAUGUGUUUAACAGCAGCGACACGCCGUCUGCCAGAAAACCUUGAAAUCAGCUUACAGUCUUUUUUGACUUAAAUCUGUCCAACAUGCUGAACCUGCUUGGAUAUUCCAGCUUUUUUAGAACGAUUGUUAUAAGAUGUGGAGAGUGAAACUUGAUCAAACCUUUUGAGUGAUUCUGACAGAAUGAAUUCUGGGUCAAGCUCGGGUCACAAGCCAGACACAAUCCUACAUUUAAAGUUUGACUCUGAAACAUCAAAGUGCGGUUUUGAAGUGACAUGUUGCUGCUUGGUUUAAAUGACACUGUAAAUUGGCAUUUAACACUGUUUUUUUGUCAUGUGCCUGAAAAGCCGCAACGAUGAGAGUCUCUUAGAAACUAGUUUUUUGAUCCCUUUAUCCAUAAGAGCAUAUUAUAUUAGUUUUGGCCUACUUUAAAACAAAUAACGUUGAUGGCUCUGCUUGUACCAGUCAGCUGCUCAGUAUUUAUGAAUGUGUUGCCCUUUCUGAAAUAAAUGUAAGCUUUUUAAAUCUUUACUUUGGCAGUAUUUGGGGUUUACAACUACUGUACGAUUACACAGAGCCACCUGACACAUGAACAUACUUGUGACAAUGAAAUAAAUGGCGAACGCUACCCUAAAAAUGCUCUUAUAGAAUAAAUGUGGAUCACUGAACGAGAUGUUGGAAAGCCAUUUAUUUCAGAUUGUGGUAUUGAAUACUAUUGCAUCAAGGCACUUGUUAUCAUCUUCGUACUUGCACCCACUCUGACAUGUUUGUGUUUACCGUCUAUUCCUCGUUACUACCACACACUGAGCUGCUCUGCUGUCACCGAGGCUCAACAUUUUGCCUUGAAUAAUUGUUCUUUGAACGUGUGCCUUUUUGUAAGGUUUGCUUUUGUUCAGUUCUCUUUGACAAUUAUUUUUUUUUAUAAUUACAUGUGUAGGCGUGGAGCUGUUCCACCUUUCAUAAUUAUUAAAAAGAAUAGAUGCAAUCAAAUCAAA
This is a messenger RNA of Sebastes umbrosus (honeycomb rockfish), 1651 nucleotides long. RefSeq names its product CDC28 protein kinase regulatory subunit 1B (gene cks1b). Gene Ontology annotation, biological process: regulation of mitotic cell cycle. The transcript has 4 exons. Bases 189 to 425 code for a protein of 78 amino acids. Gene Ontology annotation, molecular function: cyclin-dependent protein serine/threonine kinase activator activity; histone binding; ubiquitin binding. Gene Ontology annotation, cellular component: cyclin-dependent protein kinase holoenzyme complex; SCF ubiquitin ligase complex. NCBI's taxonomy places the organism in Eukaryota, Metazoa, Chordata, Actinopteri, Perciformes, Sebastidae. The record is from RefSeq and is a predicted model, not a curated record.